This is a messenger RNA of Knipowitschia caucasica, 3081 nucleotides long. Lineage: Eukaryota; Metazoa; Chordata; Actinopteri; Gobiiformes; Gobiidae. The record is from the annotation of a GenBank genome assembly.
AUGCACCCUCACGACACCAUGGGUAGCUCCCCUGAGGUGCUGUCCUGGACGUCCUGCCCCAGUCUGCUGGUGGGCAAGCUCAAGGAGGAGCUCAAACUGUCUGUGGGCGAUGCUGGCAAGAGAAGCUCCACCUCCCCCCAGAGCCCCGCCCCUGCCCCGCCCCCUCCUCAGAUCAUCACAGACCUGGCUCCGCCCCCUCCUCAGAUCACCACAGACCUGGCCCCGCCCUCACAGCUGUCCGUCAUGCAGCAGCAGACCCCGGACGAGGACUCUCUGGGGGGCAUCAGCCCGCACACCGUGGCCCUCAGCGUGGACUCCACCCGAGGAGAGUUUGAGAACACCGUCCUGCAGCUGCGCGAGCAGGACGAGGGCCCCCCAGGGCCCCACAGAGGAGACGAGCUGAUGGGCCCCGAGGAGCCAAAGUGGGAGUGUCCCAUGCACCAUGAAAGGGAGGGGGAGAGAGAGGGGGACGAGGAGAGGAGGCAGCACAAGCAUCCACACCCGGACGAUAUCAAGCUCCAUUUCCAGAGAGCGGGGCCCGGGCAGGGGGGCUUCCUGGAGGGUCUGUUUGGCUGCCUGCGCCCCGUCUGGAACAUUAUCGGAAAAACAUACUCCACCGAGUACAAGCUGCAGCAGCAAGACAUGUGGGAGGUGCCGUUCGAGGAGAUCUCCGAGCUGCAGUGGCUGGGCAGCGGGGCGCAGGGGGCAGUGUUCCUGGGGAAGUUCCGGUCAGAGGAGGUGGCCAUCAAGAAAGUGAGGGAGCAGAAGGAGACGGACAUCAAGCCCCUACGGAAGCUCAAGCACCCCAACAUCAUCAGCUUCAAGGGUGUGUGUACACAGGCUCCAUGUUACUGCAUUAUCAUGGAGUACUGCGCCCAGGGCCAGCUCUAUGAGGUGCUGAGGGGGGGCCGGCAGGUCAGCCCCUCCCUGCUGGUGGACUGGGCCUCAGGCAUCGCCUCCGGAAUGAACUACCUGCAUCUGCACAAGAUCAUCCACCGAGACCUCAAGUCCCCCAAUGUGCUGGUGACGCAGAACGACACCAUAAAGAUCUCAGACUUCGGGACGUCCAAAGAGCUCAGUGACAAAAGCACCAAGAUGUCGUUCGCUGGGACGGUGGCCUGGAUGGCUCCUGAGGUCAUCCGCAACGAGCCGGUGUCGGAGAAGGUGGACAUCUGGUCCUUUGGCGUGGUGCUGUGGGAGCUGCUGACAGGGGAGAUCCCGUACAAAGACGUGGACUCGUCUGCGAUCAUCUGGGGAGUGGGCAGCAACAGUCUGCACCUGCCGGUCCCCUCCACCUGCCCCGACGGCUUCAAGAUCCUCAUGAAGCAGACCUGGCAGGGGAAGCCGCGGAACAGACCGUCCUUCAGGCAGAUCCUGCUGCACCUGGACAUCGCCUCAGCAGAUGUGCUGGGGACCCCCCAGGAGACCUACUUCAAGUCUCAGGGAGCCUGGAGGGAGGAGGUGAAAAAACACUUUGAGAAGAUCAAGAGCGAGGGAACCUGCAUCCACAGACUGGACGAGGAGCUGAUCCGCAGACGCAGAGACGAGCUCAGACACGCCCUGGACAUCCGCGAACACUACGAGAGGAAACUGGAGCGAGCCAACAACCUGUACAUGGAGCUGAGCGCCAUCAUGCUGCAGCUGGAGGUGCGCGAGAAAGAGCUCAUGAAGCGCGAGCAGGCGGUGGAGAAGAAGUACCCCGGGUCCUACAAGCGCCACCUGGUCCGGCCCAUGGUCCGGCCCAACGCUGUGGAGAAACUCAUCAAAAAAAAAGGAAGCAUGCCCCACAAGGCCGGCCUAGCCCCGUCCAAGAGACCGGACCUGCUGCGGUCAGAAGCCAUCCCCAGCCUGGACCCCCUGCCGGCCCAUUCCCCUCUGCUGGCCAGCCCCAAAGUCUCCACUCCUCCAGGGAAACCGCGCUACAGGAGCAAGCCCCGGCACCGGCGCGCCAACAGCAAGGGCAGCCACAGCGACUUCCCUGGGGCCCUCAGACCUAGCCACAGUGACCUCCCUGGGGCCCUCAGACCUAGCCACAGUGACCUCCCUGGGGCCCUCAGACCUAGCCACAGUGACCUCCCUGGGGCCCUCAGACCCAGCCACAGUGACCUCCUUGGGGCCCUCAGACCCAGCCGCAGUGACCUCCCUGGGGCCCUCAGACCCAGUGCAGGGCUCCCAGAGGAGAUGCAGCGGCCCGUUCAGGAGGCCCCGUUCCUCCCCCUUCGCCGACGAGAGGAAGCCGUGGUCAACUGUGCCAAUAACCUGCGGUACUUUGGCCCCGCAGCGGCCCUCAGGAGCCCGCAGAGCGACCACAUGCAGCGGCAGGUGUCUGAGUCUGGACCAGACGUCAUCCCCUCGGCCAUGGACACAGCAGGAGCACACAGACAGACGGACCCCCAGACCGGCCCCCAGACCACGACCAGCUCUCUGUGUGCCUGCCAGGAGAACCCCUUCGCCCCGUCUUCCGACCUGCUGCAAGUGCCUCCCAACACCUACCCCCAGGAGGCCUCCCCUGCCCCCCAGCCUGAACCCAGGACAGACGGGGCGUCAGAGGGAGAGGGGUGCAAGCCGUCCUGCCCCGUGUCCACCCCCCUACCCCGCACCAUCCGGCCCCUCAGGAAGGGCGGAGACGACUCUUCAGAAGAGGAGGAGGGAGAAGUGGACAGUGAGGUGGAGUUUCCACGACGACAGAGACCUCACCGCUGCAUGAGCAGCUUCCAGUCGUACUCCACCUUCAGCUCAGAGAACCUCUCUGUGUCUGACGGGGAGGAGGGCAACACGAGCGAGCACUCGCACAGCGGGCCCCUGGAGCGCCUCAGUGCGAGUCAGGAGGAGCACCUGGACGAGCUGCUGUCCCACACGCCCGACAUCCCCAUCGACAUCUCCACACAGUCCGACGGUCUGUCCGACAAGGAGUGUGCGGUGCGCAGGGUCAAGACGCAGAUCUCUCUGGGAAAACUGUGCUCCGACGAACACAGCUACGAGAACCCUCUGCAGUUCGGAGACUCAGACUGUGAAUCGUCCGAGGCUGAGUGCUCUGACGCCACCAUCAGGAACAACAAAGGCCCCCCAUCCUCGUGGUAA